AUGAAUAGCAACUACGAGGAAAUCUUCGUUGGCGCGAUCGACCAGGGAACAACCAGCUCCCGCUUCCUGAUCUUCAACCGGUCGGGGGAGCUUGUUGCUUCGCAUCAAGUGGAAUUCACGCAAUACUUCCCAAACUCUGGCUGGCACGAGCAUGAUCCCCUGGAGAUUGUUAGCAGCGUUGACGUCUGCAUUGAAGAGGCCGUCAAGUCUUUCGAGUCCCAAGGAUAUAACCGCUCACAGAUCCGAGCGGUCGGCAUCACGAACCAGCGCGAAACAACUGUGGUGUGGGAUCGGGAGACCGGAAAACCGCUCUACAAUGCUAUCGUCUGGACCGAUACACGAGCCCAGGCGCUAGUCCGUGAGCUCAAGACACGCCCUGGGGCCGACAACCUUCAGCAAAUCUGUGGGCUGCCAUUGUCAACGUAUCCCAGUUCGGCGAAGCUGUUGUGGAUGCUGGAGAAUGUCCCCGACGUCAAGGCCGCAUACGACGAGGGAAAGUUGGCAUUCGGUACUGUGGAUACCUGGCUGGUAUACCAGCUGAACGGAGGGCCUGCCAAUGAUGUUUUCGUGACCGAUGCUACUAACGCUUCGCGAACCAUGUUCAUGAACAUCUCGACGCUGCGCUAUGAUGAUGCACUGCUAGACUUCUUUCAGUUGAACAGGGCCAAGGUGCACUUGCCAAAAAUUGUUGACAGCAUAGAUGCCAAGGCAUAUGGUACCCUGGCGUCCGGAGCCCUGGAGGGUUUCGUCAUUGCAGGCUGUCUGGGAGAUCAGUCGGCUGCGCUGGUUGGCCAGAAGGGGUUCUCGCCGGGCCUUGCUAAGAACACCUAUGGCACAGGCUGCUUCCUGCUGUACAACGUGGGCGACAAGCCUGUUAUCUCCAAGCAUGGACUUCUGGCCACAAUCGCAUACGUCUUCGACGGCAAACCAGUGUAUGCCUUGGAGGGUAGCAUCGCAGUCGCAGGGUCCGGGAUCAAAUUCCUCCAGAAUAACCUUAACCUCUUCAGCGAGGCGCGGGAGAUCAAUGACCUUGCCACUUCCGUGGAGGAUAAUGGAGGUGUCGUCUUCGUCACGGCGUUCAGUGGCCUCUUUGCUCCGUACUGGAUCGAUGACGCGAAGGGCACUAUGUUUGGCAUCACACUCAACACGAAGAAGGGCCAUAUCGCUCGAGCCACGCUUGAAGCAACUUGCUAUCAGACCAAAGCCAUUCUCGAUGCUAUGCAGCUCGACAGCGGUCAUGCUCUUGCCGAACUGGCUGUUGAUGGCGGCAUGUCCAACUCGGAUCUCUGCAUGCAGACCCAAGCCGAUACCAUUGGCAUUCCGGUAUACCGACCAAAGAUGCGUGAGACGACGGCACUUGGCGCAGCCAUUGCAGCGGGGUUGGCGACGGGCGUGUGGCGCAGUUUUGCCGAACUGCGCGACGUCAACCGUGCGGGCGGCACUGUCUUCGAGCCGUCAACCUCGGCUGCGGAUCGCGAGGCAAAGUUCGCAGCGUGGACGAAAGCAGUGGAAAAAUGCAGAGGCUGGGUGGACGUGCCCGGCAAGGCCAGGGGCGAGGCUGUGUCCAAGCCGGAGGCGCCGAAGUUUCGUCAGCGGAUUGACUCGGCGGUAAGCGACGGCAACAUUGAUCUGGACGGGAUGGACGAGGAGGACUUGCAGAUGGAGCUGAGGAAGAUUGAGAUCCUGCAGAGCCUCAAGCGUCUCCGGAGCACGCGGCGGAGCCAUUUGUAG
Messenger RNA from Lasiodiplodia theobromae, 1731 nucleotides. Its product is annotated as Carbohydrate kinase. The transcript is spliced from 4 exons. Gene Ontology annotation, cellular component: mitochondrion. Lineage: Eukaryota; Fungi; Ascomycota; Dothideomycetes; Botryosphaeriales; Botryosphaeriaceae. Gene Ontology annotation, biological process: glycerol metabolic process; triglyceride metabolic process; glycerol-3-phosphate biosynthetic process. Gene Ontology annotation, molecular function: glycerol kinase activity. The record is from RefSeq and is a predicted model, not a curated record. The coding region runs from base 1 to 1731 and encodes 576 amino acids.